GUGCACCACAGCAUGCAGAUCAGCACGGGAACGAACUCGUGAGUCGCGAAAUGCAGAGUAGGAACGAGGAGUUUUAGGGUAGGAGGCGCCACCUUCAAGGCGGUCCAAAGGUAGCUCUAGCUUUAGGUAGAAGGCUGCUAUUUAUACGCUGAGGAGGAGCUGAGGAUCAAUCAAGUGCUCCCAUCUUCCUGUACAUACCUUUAACCCCACUUGAUCCGACUUCCGUAGCCGCCCACAUCUCCAAACAGCGCUCGAUGUACGGUCUCUAAUGUUAUGCUGGACGCUCCUUAGCCAUGGCAGCAGAAGGCCUUUCUUUUCCAGGCACUGAGCCAGCCGCAAUUGGCGCCGACUCUCUCCGUUUCUGCUCCAGGGAAGGGUCUCCGGUCGAGUCCACCGAGUCAUCAGGCAGCCUUUUGUCGGGCGGGACCAGCACCAGCAGCGGAAACACCUUUAUCAUGUCUGGAGCAGCACGGGAGAGCGUCUCUCCUGAGCCUUUGCCGGUGGAAGCGAGGGUUGGGUUUCCUGACAACGGAUGCGAGGGGACACGCAAAGAAUGUCACCGCUCAGAAGCCUGGGCGCAGGACCUGUACUAUAAGAACGAGCUGGUCAAUGUCAAGCGGAGCUUUCGGGAACGGAUGCUUGUGAUGAAAGUGCGCAUGAAGGAAGAAGAGACGGCUCUGAAGCGGAAGAUUGCGAGGCUGGAGUCUGAGGCUGUUAGGUUGCUUGCCACAAACGCAAGGUUAACGGAGAUCGAAGAAGAGAACCUUCGCUUGAAGGAGACAGUCACAAACCUGGUUACUGUACUAACGGAAGCCAACAAGCCGGAGCCAAAGCGGUUAAAGCUGAGCUGACACCGGGCUGAGUGCGUAGUCUUAGAUUGUCCAUAUGUGUCUGACUGAGAUCACGGAAGUUAGUUGUCUAUCUGAGGACCGCCAUCAGUUAGGCAGAGUGAUAUGAAGCUUAGGUGAGAGGUCUUUGUGCAUACUCAAGCUCGUCUUUCGAAAGCUCUAGCGCGCAGACUGUGUUGCCAGGUAGCAGCAGUGUGUGCGAGACACCGACGGUCAAGUUGCCUGCCAUUUGAGCCCAAGGGAGGGCAAGAGCCAUACAUUUGGCAAAAUUGUAGGUGCAGUGCCAGCUGUAGAUACUUAUUCUUCGACAGUGUGAGAUACAAGCAGAUUCAUGUCAAUGGACUUCACAAUCUCGGAAUGCAAUGGGGACGUUUCUUGUUGUCCUCCACAAGCGUUUGAGAGCUCUGUUUUGAG
This is a messenger RNA of Klebsormidium nitens, 1262 nucleotides long. NCBI's taxonomy places the organism in Eukaryota, Viridiplantae, Streptophyta, Klebsormidiophyceae, Klebsormidiales, Klebsormidiaceae. The record is from the annotation of a GenBank genome assembly.